UAGUAUUUAAUGUAUUUUUGUUGUCACGUGGCCUGUCAGGCACUAUCUCGUGUGGAUUUUUUGUCUUAUUUUGAAAUCCUUCACCGGAAACCCUCUCUGCCACACUUCGUGUCGUUCACGGCGGUUUCAGUCACAUGGUGCUGCCUUAGCGGAGAGCUGAUGGAGCCAGAUGAGAGAGGCAGGAGGAGGCGAGCCCCUCCGGUUGCGCGUCAGCAUCCCCUCAAAUAGGAAUCCGCCGCUGUCACUUCUCGUGCUCCACAUACAGAGAGACGGACGGCUGUGGCCCCGAAACAGCAACUACAAAAAAAAGAGAAAAAAAAGAAGAAAGAAUAGGCGAUCACCACCUGGCGUACAGCUGUUUUUUUUUUUCUUUUUCCGUGUGAUGUCAAAGAAGAAGAGUAAGGUGAGGCUGUGAGGAGGUGCUGGAAGCUCGGCAAAGAAUGAUAGUGAGGAUCGAGGCGCGCUGUCCCAGGAGAAGUCAUCUGAAGAGCUGGCCCCGAGAGACCGGGAUGCUCCUCUAACGCACCGGCGGGGCGAGUUUUCCUGAGCAGACGGUCUGUGUGGCAGAGUUCGAGCUCGAAGUGGAAGUGAGUGAGUAAGCGAGAGGGAGUGGGUGUCAUGGAUGACGGAGCAAAUGUCGAGGACCCGACCUAUCAGAACUUGCUGCUCCUGGGAGCCAUCGCAGCAGCGUCCGCCUUCGUGGUCACCAUCCUGAUCGUCCUCGUCUGCGUCGGCUGCCAAAGAAAAAGCAAGAGCAAGCACCCCCCAGCCGGAGAGAAAGGGACGUCUGUAAAUAUGCAGGGCACCCUUCGACAUCCUAAACUGAACUCCAUGAGCAAAUCUGACACCAAGCUGCAUGAGAUCAAUCGCUUCCCCUGCAAUGGAAACUCUGUUAGCAAGAGCCGUCCAGCCAGCAUGGACCUCCUGCUCCUCCACAGUCGGCGCUCCCAGACAGACCUGAGGCCCUCCCAUGGGCGCCAGCUACCCCAGAUCCCCACCAGUCCCCAAGGAUCUGGCCAAGGGGGAGGAGGGGAAGCAGGAGGAGAUGGGGGAGGAGGCGUUGGCGGAGGAGGAGGAGGGGGAGGAGGGGGUGGGGGAGGAGGAGGGGAGGCUAGAGACCACACCUACACAGAGGUGGGCAUACGGAACAACCCCACCCCGACCCACUGCCUGGACGACGGGCUGUAUGAAAGCGUAGGUGUCCGCGAAGGUGACGCAGGCCCCAAGGUUCCCUCCGCCCCUCCGCCAACGUCACAGAACACUCCGGCUACAAUCAGAGCGGCCCAAAGCCCCCCAGCCCAGGCCAGCGGGGAUCGCAACGGGAACGGAAAUGGUAGCAGAGGGAACGGCGCCAUUAACGGGCCGAUAACAGGAAGAGGUAAUGGUGCGGGUGGGGUCAACAGGUCCCCUCUGUCUUCUGUCAACUCCCUGGCCAUCCAAGAUCCAACUGCAGCUGAGUAUGCUUCCAUACGGAAGUUCAGAAAGGUCGACAAGACAAACAGGAAGGAAAAUAACGGGGCCGACAGCCAGUCAGACAGCCAGUCGAGUGUGAGUGAUUCACCCUCCACGGCUCCGCCUCCGCUCCAUCGCAGUCAGGAGUUUCCACGCAAACCCCUGGAGCCGUUUCACCUGCACUCCUUCCCAAAGGAGGCAGUGUUCAUGGGCAACGGAGAGCAGUACAUCUGGAAGCCCCCAGAGGAAGAGGACAUCAUCACCUUACACCCGCCUCCACUCCGCGGAGAGAAUGGACAGGGGCACCCGUCACCCCCAACCGCAAAGGAGAUUGCAGACACCUACUCUAUCGUGUGUAAAAACCAGAAGAAGAAACCUAUGGAAAACAACGGAUCAAAGACCCUCCCGCGCUCCUUUGGUGGAGACCGAAAUGCUUCCCGGGGCCGAGGCCGAGGAGUCCAGGGCCAGGCGCGUUCCCAGGAGGAGCCCUGCUAUGAGCCGGUAGGAGAUAGGUCCUGGUCCACAUGUGCCAUGGCCGAGCCUGACCAUGCGUACGCUACUAUUGACCCCCAUCGGAAACGUGAGCAGGCGGCAACCAAUAACAGCACAGCUGGGGGUACUGCCACGCUGAAGAGGAAGAAGCAGACGCCGCAGCAGCAGGCAGCACCAGUGGCACCUCAGGGCUCAGGACCCGCCAGCCUUCCUGCCAGAGGCCUUCCCGGUGGGGAAAACUUCUAUGAGACCAUCAGCGAUGUGAAACAAGGGGCCAACAGCUCCAGCACCACCACCAUCUUCACCUUCAACGAUGGGAUGGAGAUGUAUGUAACUGGCCUGUAGCUGGCUGAGGGCCCACUGGUACAGAGUCAUGAAAGGGACCCUCCUGUUCACUGGCCAACAGGUUGUUGUACAUAGAUACAAGGCCCUAUACAGACAAACAACAUGAGAAUCCAUUUUGUGAUGACAUCAGGUACAAACAGGGUCUUAAUCCAGGUUCAGACUUCCUUUGAUUGGUCUGUACUUCAGAACCAGCCUAAGCCUAGUCCACCCCAAAUAUGGACCAAAUACAUUUUAUCUAAAAAAAAAAAAAAGAAAAAAAGAAAUCUGGAAUAUACAUCUUCACCUGUGUCACUGACCAUACUCACCUGUUUGUGCAUCAUUUUCCAUAAUAUCUUUAUUUUUAUAUGAACACUGUACUCUUUAAAGAGUAUGUGGUGUAACUCACAACUUUUAAUAUAUAUGGAAAAAAAUAAUGUGCAUGUAUUGUGCAAACUCACCUGAAAAAAAAAAAAACAGUAGUGGCAAGGAAACUGGGUGUGUUAGGAGUAUGAGGCACACUGUUAGCUAUUGUCACCCAUAUACACAGACACACACACACACACACACACACACACACACGAGCCUCAUCUUCAGGAGACCUAUGUAAUAUAAGCAGAUGGAUGUCACAGAGAUUUGCGGUACUUAGCUCUCCCUCAGCAAACAUCUGAAACAGGUUCUCUGUGCGCGCUGGCUGGAUGCCCGGCAGACAGAAUGGUGGUGCUUUGUUCAAACAUGGGCCUAGAAUUUGUAGGCCUGCUACACAGAAGUAAUUGAAGGCUCUAGCCCCCCAUUUCACAAUAAACCAUCGAUGUGUCUUAAGCUUAUCGGCAGUUAUCAGCCCUCGUGAUGACUAUAAACGCUGACUUUUGAUAAUAUCACCUUCGCAUAAAUUAUUAGAUUAGUCAACAAACCAUGCUCAGAUUCGACAGACAUCUGCAGCCAGAGGCACAAUGACACAUCCCGACACACACCCCCAUAUCCCCCCACACACACAGAUACACUCAUACUUGGCACAGUCAUGCAAGGUAAAGCAAUCAGGUCAGGGACAUCGAGUGGGUUGUACAAGAAUUCCCCAAGAGUGAUAUGGGUGGCCAAUUUCACAAUGCAAGACCUUUACUGUAUUACUAUUAACAAAUAUAUUAUACAUAUGAUUAAUAAGAGGAAGUGUGUUCCUUUAUAUUCUAAAAAAAAAAUAGGGAGUGAAAGAGUGUUGAAACAAAUAUGGGAUGCUUCAUCCUGUGCAGUUACUAUGUCAUGUCCUUUGGGCACUGUAAACAUGUGAUUUUAUGACCAUUGUAAUUUUGCACUGGACAGCUGCAGGGUUGGCUUAAUUACGCAUUAACAUGCUGUAUAGGGCGUUUCUGAGCACAGUUCUGAUUCGCUCUCAGGUCUCAAGUCAAAGCCAGAGCGCCGCGCAGCUCGUCAGACUUACGUCUGGUGGUUGAAAUAGCAACAGAGGGCUCGGACUCCAAGGAAAAUAAAGAGCUGGGCAUAAAAAUUACUAGCGAGUGUCUUUUGGAAGGUUGCCUCUCACCCGUUCCCCACCCUUGUCUCCAGCCUCUGCUCCGAGUUCUCUUCCAUUACAAACAACAUCUUUCCCAUGUAGCUUUGGGAACAAAAAGGAGAGGAAGAAACGAAAAACAUUAGAUGCUUAAUAAAUGGGCAUAAAGAUAAGAGGCGAAGAGGGAUGCAAACUGCUCACAGGCCGAGAGAUGAAGGGUGCAUUACAAUGAUCUCACUGUGAGACAACCAUGCAAAGAGAAGACGGGUUUAGAAAGGUUAGUAUCAAAAAAUGUAUAAAUGCUACUGUGUCAGGAAGUAUGUAAAAACAAAUGCACUCUGUAUUUUAAUGCACUGUUUAUUUUUUCUUACCUACUGACAAUACCAUUGGUUUAAAAAGCUCAUGCCACUGCCAUGAAAAACGAAUAUGUUUAUGUUGUUGGUGCAAUUUUUUCCUGCUUGAUCAAAAAAAAGUGCAUGCUUUAAUAUAUGGAGAUGAAAACAAAUAUUGUGGUACUUAAUUGAUCUCUUGUUAAUCUUUUCUGUUGUACUUUUUUUUUCUUUCUUCCAUGUGAUGCAAAGCAGCAGUCAGUUUUUCCAAAGUCACAACUUGGAGGAGGAGGAGGAGGAGGAGGAGGAGGAGGAGGAGGAAAGAGAAGUAGAAAAUAGAGAGAGAAGCCGCUGGGAGUUUUAAGGCAGAGCGUUGUUUAUCCUCGGCUCUGGGGGAGAGAGAGAGCGAUGGAGGUGAGGGGGAAGAGGAGGAACAGCUAGUAUAAAGCUCGACGGGGAUCACUGCGAAUGGACACAGACCCAAAGGACCCUCCUCCUUCUGAUCUGUUUUUACGUGCGCGAGCACACACACACACACACACACAACACACAACAUCGAGCAAUGUGCAUUUAGGGGAUGGAGCACACUUUGCUUCCACUUGGUCAGCCCUUGCUUAUACUCCCUCCCCCAGCUGUGUUCAUCCUCUAAUAACCGACACAGACUUCUCUUUUCUCUGCUUCACCUCUCUCCCUCGCAGUUCAGGGGAGGGGCCUUUGAUGUCCAGUUCUGAGGGGCUCAGGGAGUGAUAUGAAGGGGCUGGGGCGGCGGGGGUGGGGGGCUGGAGGGGGCGGGGGUCAGGCCAACCCCAGGCUGAUAUCAACAAUGCACCAACGGCUCAACUACUGCCCGAUAUGAAAAAUGGCUAACAGCUGAGGUGCUUAACAAGCUCUGUUGAGGCUUCCCUUAGACAAUGCUGGCUGGAAAUCGCUAUCACACUUAAUCCUUUUUCUCUGGCUGUCACUUUAUGUGUCACAUUUUCUUUAUCCUUAGAGAAAAGCACUGAUCUGAUAUAUUUUGUCGAACACUGUUACACACUGAAUCGAGACAGAUGUUCAUCGCACAAACAAAUACAGUAUGAUGAUGUAAAUGUGUAAAAUAUUCAAAUGUUGCUGUUCUGAUGUUGUUCCAAUGUAACAUACAGUAUACAGUAUAUUUGUUGCAAAAAAAAAAGAAAAAAGAUGGUUAUCACAGACACAUUGUACUUUGUGGAUGCAAAAAAUGUUUUCAUGCUUUCCAUGCAGAUACAGAUGCUGUUUGUUAAUUGUCUUCAGAUAUAAUUAUGGGCCAAUACUGCUGUGACAGCUGUAGCUAAUGUUGUAUGUUCUUAAAGCACAGGGUUUAGUUUAAAAAAUAAAUAAAUAAAUAUAAUAAAAUAUAGUGUGAAAGUGCAGAUAUGCAAAAGAUUGUAAUGUUUUAUAUUAACCUUCAUAAAAUAUUAAAGUGAGUUUUUACUUUUCUAAUAAAGUGGCACAUUAUAACGUG
Molecule: messenger RNA, 5581 nt
Organism: Acanthopagrus latus (yellowfin seabream)
Lineage: Eukaryota; Metazoa; Chordata; Actinopteri; Spariformes; Sparidae
Product: WAS/WASL-interacting protein family member 1
Exons: 9
Coding region: 619-2289 (556 amino acids)
Biological process (GO): B cell receptor signaling pathway; T cell receptor signaling pathway; negative regulation of T cell activation
Cellular component (GO): membrane raft; plasma membrane
Source: RefSeq, a predicted model, not a curated record